Molecule: messenger RNA, 4014 nt
Organism: Hipposideros armiger (great roundleaf bat)
Lineage: Eukaryota; Metazoa; Chordata; Mammalia; Chiroptera; Hipposideridae
Gene: RASD1
Product: ras related dexamethasone induced 1
Exons: 2
Coding region: 2486-3325 (279 amino acids)
Biological process (GO): signal transduction
Cellular component (GO): cytoplasm
Molecular function (GO): GTPase activity; G-protein beta-subunit binding; GTP binding
Source: RefSeq, a predicted model, not a curated record
AAUCACUGAAUCUCCCUAGGGAGAACUGGGUUCAAAUCCUUGACCCUGCCACCCUCUGGCCUCUGCUUUUCAAAGUGGCUCUCCUAGGACUAGAGGCCACGGAGGGAAUGGCUGUGUGGGAGCCACCUUUCCUCUGGCCCCUGGCACAGACCAUCAGGAAGGAGCCACAAGAAACCUUGUUUCUGACCCCGGCUGCCCAGCCUGUGUGUGAGGCAAAGCAAGGGCCUCUCCUCUGGGGUGAUGCAGGCCUGUGCCGUGACCAGCCCCAACUUACCCUCAACUGGCCCCUGUCUGCAGUGGAGGCCCUCCACCAUCCACAGCAGCUGUGUGUUUGGGGAGGGCGCAACUCCCCUCAGAUGGGACAGGGAGAGGAGGAUAGCUUCAAGGAGGGCAAGAGCAGUGGGGGUGGGGGCACCCAGGCCAGCUGGCCUUUCGGACAGCUCCUACAUAAAUCACGGCAAGAAUCCGGGCCAGGCUGGAGCCACUGACAUUUCUCAGAUACGCAUGGUACUCACCAUGUGCUGCAUGCCUUUGAAAUACCUCCUCAACAGUAGGGCAAGGCCUGGGGACAGGUGGAGAGGGCAGGGAGCUCUGAGGAGCUGUGCUCCUGGAAAUGGGGCACAAUGCUCCACAGCAGGGGGCAGAGGAGGGGGGAGUAGUUGGUUGAGAGCCCCAGGGUUCAAGCCCCAGGCCUGCAGUUACUAGCUGUGGACCCUGGGCAAGUCUCUUCCUUCUGCCUCAGCUUCUCCAUCUGUAAUCGAGAGUAAUAGCCCCACCCCUGAAGGUUGCCACGAGGCAGGACUUAGAACAGCACCUGACACUGAAUAAACCCUCUCCUGGCAUCCCCCUGCAGAGGGGGUGAGAUUUUGCUGGAAUCCUGGUCAUAGAAAGGCUGGAUGCUAUGACCUUUGAGAGCACCUGCCCAGGCAGCUGAGAUUCCACAGGUCCUGUGCAAACAGUUGAGGGAUGCGAGCUGGCUCCCCCCAGCACUGCCCAGGGCACCCUAACCCAUGUGGAUGAGGGAGGGUGGCACCAGCUAGUGGCUCCCUCCCUGGAUUUCUCCCAAAUCCGACAGGGUCAAAGCAAAACACAGUGCAACCUCACCCGUCACCGCGGGGUUAAUGGCUUUUUCAUGAGCUCCAGUUUGGAGCAAACUAGCUCCAGACAGUUUAUUUAUAGGCCUUUCAGUAGCAUCAGCCUAUGCCUGGUUACUGAUCAACCUGCUGCUCCCCUCGUUUGCUCCUUACACCCCCACCUCUGCCCCACCUGCCCAGUCCUGCAGCCUCAUGGGUCACUUACUAUAGUUGUUAUUACCAGGUCCUGCCUUCUAAAUUGUUUGCACUUCCUCAUCCGUAAUUACAGAACCGUAAUCACCAUCUUCCUGAACAGAAAUCACCAUCUUCCAGAACAGAAACCUGAGGCCCAGAGAAGGCAAGAGACUGUGCUGUGAGCCCAGGGCCUUCCCUGGCUCACUCUGUAGUUUGGAGAUCCAGCUCCCUAAGUAUAAAAUGGGAAUGUUGGCACAAGGGAUUCUAAAGGCACAAAAUGCUAUGAAGGAGGGAGGAGGGGACAUUGGCUUAAGCCUGACCAAGAACGGCAAGUUUCUGGUCCUUGGGGUCUCAGCAGGAAAGGGAUAGGGUCAGCCCCUAGCUGAAAACUCCUGCCAGGCCUCAGAGCAUCUCUGGUUGGAAGAAAGGAGAAGCUGAGGUCUGCAGUAGAGCGCCGGGUGGGGGAUGGCUCCUGCUGAGUGCGACCCGCACCUCCCCAAACCCCAAACUUGCAGCUCCAUCCCAACUCCAGCCCUGAGAGUGGCGCCCUCUGGCGGCCGGAGCGUGCGCCGCCAACCUUGGUGCUAACAGUCAGAAACAAGCACCGACCUGGAAUGCGAAGGCGGCUGGCGCUGGGGGUUGUUUUCAGGACUGAAAGAGAUAUGGUACCCAAAGCCCUCACACGGUGCCUAGCACCUUAUAAGCACCUGCUAUUACGCGGGUGUUAUUCUCAGGGGAAACUGAGGCCCAAAGAAAGUGAGCAUAUGUAUGUGCGUGUGCUUGUGUGUUACGGGUGGGGUCCUUGCCCAAAGUCACAGAGGGUCAGAGGCACAGCCCAGACUACAGCCCCAAUGCCCUUGCUGACCCCGUUGCAGUAGAAAAGCGCGGAGUCCGCGCGCCCUUAGCCCCAGCCGCACCCCAGACAGAGUUUCCUUACGGCGCCCAGCGGGCAGUGGUUCGUGGAGGUCCGGGGGAGGGAGCGGCGGGGGCCCGCGGGGCGUGACGCACCGAGGCUGGGAGGGUGUGGGGCGGGGCAGCCACACAGGCUGUAUAUAAAGGCAUCCACUGGACGCCGAGAGUCAGAGCAAGCGACUUUGUACUAGAGCCUGAGAUCUAGCUAGAGCCAAGCCCGAACCCAGCCGAAGCCCGAGCAGAGUCUCCCGGCCACCGUCUGCGCUUCUCUCGGCCCUGUGCCUGCCCCCGCGGCCCCUCGCCCAAUGAAACUAGCCGCGAUGAUCAAGAAGAUGUGCCCGAGCGACUCGGAGCUGAGUAUACCCGCCAAGAAUUGCUACCGCAUGGUCAUCCUCGGCUCAUCUAAGGUGGGCAAAUCGGCCAUUGUGUCGCGAUUCCUUACGGGCCGCUUCGAGGACGCCUACACGCCCACUAUCGAGGACUUCCACCGCAAGUUCUACUCUAUCCGCGGCGAGGUUUACCAGCUCGACAUCCUCGACACGUCCGGCAACCACCCAUUCCCCGCCAUGAGGCGCCUCUCCAUCCUCACUGGAGACGUUUUCAUCCUGGUGUUCAGCCUGGACAACCGCGACUCUUUCGAGGAGGUGCAGAGGCUUAAGCAACAGAUCCUCGACACCAAGUCUUGCCUCAAGAACAAAACCAAGGAGAACGUGGACGUGCCCCUGGUCAUCUGCGGCAAUAAGGGUGACCGGGACUUCUACCGCGAGGUGGAGCAUCGCGAGAUCCAGCAGCUGGUGGGCGACGACCCCCAGCGCUGCGCCUACUUCGAGAUCUCGGCCAAAAGGAACAGCAGCCUGGACCAGAUGUUCCAGGCGCUCUUCACCAUGGCCAAGCUGCCGAGCGAAAUGAGCCCGGACCUGCACCGCAAGGUGUCGGUGCAGUACUGCGACGUGCUGCACAAGAAGAUGCUGCGGAACAAGAAGAUGCUACGAGCCGGCAGUGGCGGCAGCGACCCUGGAGACGCCUUCGGCAUCGUGGCGCCCUUCGCGCGCAGGCCCAGCGUGCACAGCGACCUCAUGUACAUCCGUGAGAAGGCCAGCGGCGGCAGCCAGGCCAAGGACAAGGAGCGCUGCGUCAUCAGCUAGGGGCCCCCUCAACCCCUUACGACAGAACCUGAGGAGGACCUUUUGUUUAAGUCAAAGCUGAUGUCCCGGCCAGACCUGUGCACCCCAUGUCACUUAAGCGCAUGGACUGGUGUCUUCCCUCCCCGCCACCAGGGCCUUACCAACUGGGGAGGUGAAAACGAACCGAGAAGGGACAGUCAACUGCUCUGGAAGGAAAGAGAACUGGCGUUUACUGGGACAGACCCCCUCUAAUUGCCCACUGGGGCCCACCUCCCCUAUGACUUGGGAUGGUGGUGGGGGUACAGGCCCAGCAGAGGUGGACUUGUCUUGUUUCUCAUGAAGACCUAAGAAGAGGGGUGGUAUGGAAGUCGAUUAGCCACUGUUAGGCUCUGGGAAACCCAUCCUGCCCACUGGAGGCUUAAGACAAACAGGGCAUUAUCUUGUCUAUACUUCUGAGUUGCCACGAGAGCUGGCGAAAGCCUCUGCCCUCCUAAAACUAAGAGGGCGUGGGACAAAUCAUAACCACGUGACUUGUUUACAUAUGUGUGUGUGUGAAAUUGCACAAAGGAAAAACAAAACGUAAAACUUGCACUUUAACAGUUCUGAUGUCAUGAACAAAAUCUUAUCCAGGUUUUAUAGUGUGUGUGACAGUCUCUAAAGUUAUUGUUAUUGGUUUUUUAAUAUAAAAUAAAAUAAUUUAAAAUGGAAAA